AUGGAGCAGCCGCUCCUCGGCGCGGCGGCGCCGCGCCCCGGCUCGGGCAGGACGCCGGCCCCCCGCGGCGGGGCGAAGGCCCCGGAGGCCGCGGCCCGCGGCGGCGGCGCGCGGAGUAGCCCGGAGGCGCCCGCGGCCCGCGGGGGCCCCGCGGCGCGCGGGGAGGGCCCCGGCGGCCCGCCGGGCCUGGUGCAGCGGGUCGUCGAGGCCGUGCAGGACUUGUGCUCGCCCGUGGGCCUGGUGCUGCGCGAGGACCGGGCCCACCUCUCUGGCAUCGGAGGCGAGUCGCCUCAGGCGGCGGCGAGCAGGCAGCACGAGCACGAGGCGCUGCUGGCGAUGCCGACCGCGCCCCUCGUCAGCGUCAUGGCCGCGAUGUCCAGGUACGACGGCAGCGACAUGGCGGAGGCGGGGUGCCGGCGCCUGUGCGAGCUGCAGGCGCAGCAGGAGGAGGGGCUCCUCGCCGCGGGCGCCGCGGAGCUGGUGCUGCGCGCCAUGGAGCGGCACAAGGGCGACCGGUCCCUGGGCAUCCAGGAGGCCGGCGUCCGUUUCCUGCGCGACGCAGCGUCCUCCCGCGAGGGCCAGGCCAAGGUGGCCGCCGCCGGCGGCUGCCACGCGGUGCUGCGCGCCAUGUCGGGCAGGGCCGCCUCAGGGUCACCCCGCAUGCAGGAGCUCGGCUGCGGGGCGGUGCUCAACCUGGCCCGCGACCACUCCGAGGGGGGCUCCAAGGGCCACGCCGCGUGGAAGGUGGGCAUGGAGGGCGGCGUCGGGGCGGUGCUGCAGGCCAUGACGGCGUGCGAGGACUCCCCCCAGGUCCAGCAGGCGGCCUGCGCCGCCUUGCGGGCCCUGCUGCUGGACCCGAGCAGCCAGGCGAAGGUCGUGGCUGGCGACGGCAUCCAGGCCCUGCUCCUCGCGACCACCGUGCACGCCGCCGACGCCGCCGUGGUCGCGGCGGCCUGCUCGGCCCUGCUGCUGCUGGCGAGGGCCUACCCCGACAGCCUCCCCCAGAUGGCCGCGGCAGGCGCCGCCGCCGCCGCCGCGCGGUGCCUGUCGGACCACGCGGCCGACGCGGCCGCGCGUGCUGCGAGCCGCUCGCUCCUGGAUCUGCUGGGGGCUGCGCACGGCCCCGCCCCGCGCGCGGCGCCGUGA
Messenger RNA from Prorocentrum cordatum, 1146 nucleotides. The record is from the annotation of a GenBank genome assembly. NCBI's taxonomy places the organism in Eukaryota, Dinophyceae, Prorocentrales, Prorocentraceae.